UACAGACGUGCCUGCUUGCUCCAGCCCUCCCAGUUCCGUGGGGAACCAUGCAACUUCCCUGACAAGGAAGUCAAAGACUGUGUCACCAAUAGACCAUGCAGAAGUCAAGUGUGAUGUGAAGGCUUUGUGUGUGCACAGACAGGGAGGUGUGUAAACCGAAGACUUCUUUGCAAUGGGGACAAUGACUGUGGAGACCAGUCGGAUGAGGCAAACUGUAGAAGGGUCCAUAAAAAGUGUCAGCAUGAAAUGGACCAAUACUGGGCAAUUGGCAGACUGGCCACUGGGAUGAACCUUUAUGUUAACACCUGUGAUACCCAAGGCAAAUAUGAAUUUGCACUGACAGAAUAUGAAUCAUACUCAGAUUUCGAACACAAUGUCACAGAGAAAGGAACUAGCAGAUCUAGUUUCAGUUUUGAUUUUAAAAUAACUGGAAUAUUUGAACUUGGCAUUAACAAGGAAAAAGUUCAAGGCAAAUAUUAUAUUAGAAGAACCAAAUGAUUUUCUCAUACUAAAAGCACAUAUCUGCACAUGCGCUCUGACCUUGAAGUAGCACAUUGCAAGCUGAAACCCAGAAGCCUCAUGCUCCAUUACGAAUUCCUUCAGAGAGUCAAGUGGCUACCCCUGGAGUACAGCUACGGGGAGUACAGAGAUCUCUUUAGCGAUUUCGGGACCCACUACAUCCCAGAGGCUGUGCUCAGGGGCAUUUAUGACUACACACUCAUUAUGAACAAAGAGGCCAUGCAGAGAGCAGAUUAUUCUCUUAACAACAUCCAUGCCUGUGCCAAAAAUGAUUUUAAAAUUGGUGCUGCUAUGUUGUUCUUUGUGGUCCUUGUAGGAGGAGGGGCGAGUGAGCACAUCACCACCCUGGCGUACAAGGAGCUGCCGACGGCAGAACCGAUGCAGGAGUGGGGAGACGCAGUGCACUACCACCCGGAUGUCAUCAAAGUGAAGGUGGAGCCUCUGUAUGAACUGGUGACAGCCACAGAUUUUGCCUACUCCAGCACAGUGAGGGACAUGAAGCAGACCCUGGAGGAGUUCCAGAAGGAAGUGAGCUCCUGCCACUGUGCUCCCUGCCAAGGGAAUGGGGUCCCCGUCCUGUAAGGUAGCAUUUCCAGGCGGCUGAAUCAACGCUGGGACUGCAUCUGUCCUGUUGGAUUCCAAGUCCCAGCCUGUGAGGUCACCUACCAGAAAAAUGUCCCCACUGAUGGGAAGGGGAAUUGCUGGUCAAACUGGUCUUCAUGCUCUGGAAGAUAUAAAACAAGAGAAAGGCAGUAUGACAAUCCACCUCCUCAAAAUGGGGGCAGCCUCUGCCCAGGCACAGCUUCAGAAACACUUAACUGUUAG
This is a messenger RNA of Galeopterus variegatus (Sunda flying lemur), 1344 nucleotides long. It is a transcript of the gene C8B, whose product is annotated as complement component 8, beta polypeptide. The record is from RefSeq and is a predicted model, not a curated record. Gene Ontology annotation, cellular component: membrane attack complex. NCBI's taxonomy places the organism in Eukaryota, Metazoa, Chordata, Mammalia, Dermoptera, Cynocephalidae. Gene Ontology annotation, molecular function: protein binding. Gene Ontology annotation, biological process: immune response.